This is a messenger RNA of Pediculus humanus corporis (human body louse), 2967 nucleotides long. RefSeq names its product TERT, telomerase reverse transcriptase. Lineage: Eukaryota; Metazoa; Arthropoda; Insecta; Psocodea; Pediculidae. The transcript has 4 exons. Gene Ontology annotation, cellular component: telomerase catalytic core complex. Gene Ontology annotation, molecular function: telomeric repeat DNA binding; telomerase RNA binding. The record is from RefSeq and is a predicted model, not a curated record. Gene Ontology annotation, biological process: telomere maintenance via telomerase. Bases 1 to 2967 code for a protein of 988 amino acids.
AUGUACUUAAUUUUAAAAAUUUCUGGAUUUCACGACGUUGAAAGUUUAAAAGAAUUUUCUUUAAGGUUUUGUAAUAAUGUUUCUUGUAGUGAAAAUAAUUUUGACAAAAUAAUUAUUUGUCACAAAGAAAAAUCGUGGUUUGACAAUAUUAACAAUUAUAAUUACGAUAAAAGUUAUGAUGAAUUAUUGAGUGCGUUUAAAAAAAGAUGUCAUUUAUUAAAUGGAAUUUUCAAGUUCAAAAUCACAUCAAUUUUUAAUUGUAUUUAUAGAGAGUUUGAUAAAUGUUUAAGAAAUUAUAUUUUAACUCAAUGUUAUUUAUUUUAUGAUUAUGGAAUAAAUGCUUAUUUAGUUAUCGUCGAUCAUAAAGAAGUAAAUGAUAUAAUAAAAUCGAAUAAAAAUAAUGGGAAUAAUUUACAUGAAACUUUACACAAAAAAUUUAACAAUUCAAACAUUAAUAAAAAUCAUUCCGAAUGUCAAACGAUGAUCGAUAACAAUUAUAAAUAUUUAGAAAUACAAUCGAAAGAAAAUGGAAAAAAAUUUUUCUUUGAUACCAAAGAAAAUUUUAAACCGAUUUCUUUCAAGUCUUUAGAACAUUCGAUAAAAAAUACCAAACCAUAUUUUAAUUUACCAAGAAAUGAAAAGUGUCCAGAACAAGAAAUAUUUAAUUUGAAAUGUAUUUUAUAUGACAUGGUGCCUAAAUCUCAAUGGCCUGAAAAUCACAUUUUAUCAUAUAAUGAUGACAAAAAACUUUUGGAUUUUAUUAUAAAUUUAAAAACGAAAACGAGUAAAAAAAUUCAGACAUUAAUGAUGGAACAAAGUUCGAACUGGAUGCAAUAUAAAAAUUUUUUAUUUACCUUCUUAAAUAAUCAUAAUAAAAUUAAUAGAUAUAAUGGUUAUGGAAGAAUACUUAAAAAACAUUUAAAAAAUUGUAAAAAUGCUGCUGCUGCUGCUGCUGCUGCUGCUACUACAAACGACAAAUCAUUUCCAAUACCUAAAAAAAUAAUUUUUACAUAUUUGAUUGAUAUAAUAAGAAAAGUUAUACCAUUUUAUUUUUUCGGUUCUAAUAAUAAUUUAAGAAAGAAAUUUUUUAAUGAAAUAAUUAAAAUUUUCAAAAUGUCUUCUGGUGAAAAUUUAAAUUUGUUUGGUUUUUAUCAAAUGUUAACAAAAUGUAAAAAAAAUUUACAAUGGUGUAAAGAAAUGAAUAAUGACGAAAUCGAAAACGUAAUGUUAAUAAAAACUCUAAAAUUCAUCAUCUUUCAUUAUUUAUUUGUCAUAAUAAAAAAUAAUUUUUACGUAACUGAAACGGGUACUUCCGGUUACGGUUUAAGAUUUUACAAUAAGAAAAUAAUGAUGAAAAAAUCAAAUGAAUAUUUAAAUAAAUUAAUUGUUAAUAAAAAUUUAAAAUUAUAUAGAAGAUGGGAUGAUGAUUUAUUCACGAUAGAAAGAAAAUGGAUGGAUAGUGGAGUCAUCGAUGGAAUAAAUUUAAAAAAAAAAUCAAAAAUUUUCAUGUCGGACUCGACGGAAUUUAAACAACCCCCGGCCAUUUUAAGAUUUUUACCAAAAAAUGAUUUUUUAUUUAAAGGUAUGAGAAUAAUAACUAACAUACCUAAUAAAAAAAAAACAAUUCAUUUAAAUUAUUGUCGAGAAUGCGAUGGUUUAAGUGAAAAAUUCGAAGAAAGAAAUAGGGAAAGAAUGGAUAAAAUAUAUUUGACGAAAUUAUUUCUGGAAUAUUUAAAUGGAAAAGUUAGUACGGGUAUGAAAACGACGUCGGCUGAUUUCACACUGGAGAAAAACUGGAAAAAAAUUAUUAAUUUAAAAAAGGAAUACGGUGAUUUGUAUUUUGUAAAAGCGGAUGUGACGGAAGCAUUCGAUUCGAUAUUACACGAUAAAUUAUUUGAUAUUAUCAGGGAAAACUCGAGAGAGAAAUUUAAAGAACGAGUACAAUUGUACGAAAUAACGGAAUGGAAAAUGGCGAAUAAUAAAAAAUUAUUUUUACGAAAACGUUACAGUUUCGAUGGGAUUCCCAAAAAUAAUACGAUAUUAAUUAAUUGCACGGAUCGUAACGAGAAUGGAAAAUUGAAAGAAUUUCACACGGGAGAAUUUGAAAACGUCAUAAGGCAAAUGGUACAAUUUCAAAGGAUUUACGUAAAUGGUAAAUUAUACAAGGUUACGAAGGGAUUGACGCAGGGAAAUUCAGGUAAAUUUUCAUAUCAUCUUUGCGAUUUAUAUUAUUCAUACAUGGAUAAAAUUAAAUUUGAUAAAUUGACGAAAUGUGACGAUACCGUAUUGAUCCGUUACGUCGACGAUUAUUUAUUCGUUUCUCCGUGUUUGAAAAAAUCAAUAGAAUUUUAUAAAAUAGUCAAAAGGGGAAUACGGGAGUACAACGUGAAAUUCAAUUUUGAAAAAUUAAAAACGAACGUUACGAACGCGUCGAACGUUAACGAAAUAAAUUAUUACGGUUUCGCGUUUAAUUUUUCAACGAUGACCGUUAAACCGGAUUAUGGGAAAUAUAAAAACACGGAUUUAUUAUCGCGAAUUAAAUUACGGGAUACGUUCAACGGUUUCAUUUACGAUAAAAAUGAAUUUUUAAAAAGGAAACUCGCGGAAACGAACGUUUUAAAAUUAUCACCCGGUUUGAUAGGUUGCAAUGAUUCGAACGCCAUGAGAAUUAUAAUGCGUAACGCUUUCAUUAUGCAAUCCGUUAAAACCGUUUUAUUAACCGAUUAUUUAUAUCCUAAAAACGAUAAAAACGAAUUGUACGUUUUUAAAAUGUUAAUCAAAUCGUUUAAUAAAAUUAAAAAAUUUUUUUUAAAGUUUAAUUAUAUUAGCGGCGAUGACGAUGACGAAUCGGUUAAAAUUUUUAUUUUUUCCGCUUUGCAAGUAUUUAAAAAUCGAUCUGGACAAUUUAAAACCGUCGUGAAAUUGUUGAAAUAUCGUUUUAAAAAAUAUAAAAAAAGAAAAUGGUGA